AUGUCGGUACCAGUUGAAGGUGUGCCUUUCGAAGCGUCUUCACACAACAAGAAGGAUGGGGAUGGUUUGUGGAGGAUGCUGUGGGCGGAUGUCAAGGGCAAGAGAGCGGAGUUUCUUUCCUCCGCCAAGGCCACUGUGGCCAAUCAGUUGACAUUCGCAGGUCUUUUUGCUGCCCUCAUGGGAGCUUUCCUUAUCGCGAGCUAUGUCUCGCUCUCGCCGGAUCCGCUUGAAGAGAUCCUUAAUGUGCUCAAGACACAAACAUGUCUUCUUGAACAAACACAGAACUCGUCACAACAUAAUUGUACAGGUUCAGGUAAUGACAUGGGAUCGUCGUCUGGUGCUACAGGCACUGUGGUUCCCGUCAAUAUUCUUUAG
Molecule: messenger RNA, 375 nt
Organism: Peniophora sp. CBMAI 1063
Lineage: Eukaryota; Fungi; Basidiomycota; Agaricomycetes; Russulales; Peniophoraceae
Source: the annotation of a GenBank genome assembly